Molecule: messenger RNA, 1967 nt
Organism: Salvia miltiorrhiza (redroot sage)
Lineage: Eukaryota; Viridiplantae; Streptophyta; Magnoliopsida; Lamiales; Lamiaceae
Product: probable carotenoid cleavage dioxygenase 4, chloroplastic
Exons: 2
Coding region: 23-1741 (572 amino acids)
Biological process (GO): carotene catabolic process
Cellular component (GO): chloroplast stroma
Molecular function (GO): carotenoid dioxygenase activity
Source: RefSeq, a predicted model, not a curated record
ACUCAAUGCAUCGACCUUAAAUAUGGAAACCCUAUAUUCCUCUUUCCUCCCAAAACAAAACACUUCAUCAUUUAGAAUCCACCACCAAAAUAGCAACCCUAAACCUAAGAUCAAAGCAAACUCUUCUCUUACAACUUUUCAUCCCACAAAAGCAAAUCCACCCUCCAAAAAAUUAAUCCUACAAAAGAGAAGAAACCAAUCCUUUGUUGCAACCAUCCUCAACAAGCUAGACGACUUGAUAUGCAACUUCCUAGACUUACCCCUCCGCCCCUCCAUCGAUCCAAAACACGUCCUCGCCGGCGGCCUAGCUCCGGUGGACGAGCUCUCCCCCACCGCAUGCACGGUGGUCGAGGGAUCCCUGCCGCCCUGCCUCGACGGCGCCUACAUCCGCAACGGCCCAAACCCUCAGUUCAUCCCAAACGGACCCUACCAUUUCCUCGACGGCGACGGCAUGCUCCACCUCAUCAAAAUCUCUCAAGGCAAAGUCACCUUCUGCUGCCGCUACGUCAGCACACACAAACACGCAGCGGAGCGUGACGCCGGCUACCCUUUCGUUCCCAGCGUCUUCUCCUCUUUCAACGGCGCCGUCGCCUCCGCAGCACGCGCCGCGCUCCUGGCGGCACGUGUGCUUACGGGCCAGUUUGAUCCGAUCAAUCACGGCUUCGGCGCCGCCAACACGAGUUUAGCCCUAAUUUCCGGCCGCCUCUACGCCCUCUGCGAGUCCGAUCUUCCCUACGCCGUCGAUAUAACGGCGGAUGGAGAUAUAAAAACCCUAGGCCGCCAUGAUUUUGGAGCUACAGACCCGAUUACGACGAUGACGGCCCACCCGAAGAUCGAUAGGAUCACCGGAGAAGCAUUCGCGUUCGCGUACAACAUUGAGGCGCCGUUUCUGUCGUUUUUCCGAAUCGAUUCCGGUGGAGUAAAGCAAAAAAAUGUGCCGAUUUUCUCGAUGAAUGGCUUCUCGUGUGCUCAUGAUUUCGCCGUGACGGCGAAUUACGCAGUUUUCUUUGACAUCCAGAUCACGGUGAACCCGUGGUGGAUUCUGAGGGGGAGGUCGCCGGCGGGAGCCGACGCCGAGAGGGUUCCGCGGGUGGGUAUUAUUCCGAGAUACGCGGUAGAUGAGAGGGAUAUGCGGUGGGUUGAGGCGCCGGGGUUGAAUGUGUUGCACUGUGCUAAUGCUUGGGAGGAAGAGGGCGGCGCCGCCAUAACUCUGGUGGCGUCGAAUGCUGCGGCGGUGGAGAAUCUGCUGGAGAGAGUUGAUUUAGCGGAGUUGACGUUGGAGAAGAUCACGGUGAAUGUGGAGGCGGCGACGGUGGAGAGGCGGCCGCUGUCGAAGAAACCUCUUGAUUUCGCAGUCAUCAAUCCGGCUUAUGCUGCUAAGGAAAACAGGUAUGUAUAUGCAGUAGUAAUAGGCAUGCAGGCGGGGGUUGGGGUGGUGAAGCUAGACCUAAGCAUGGAGGAUGGCGGGGAUUGCACGGUGGCCAGCCGCCUAUACGGGCCGGGAUGCUACGGCGGCGAACCGUUUUUCGUGGCGAGGGAGCCGAACAAUCCGACGGCGGCGGAGGAUGACGGUUAUUUGGUGGCGUACGUGCAUGACGAGAAUGCUAAAGAAUCAAGGUUUGUUGUAAUGGAUGCCAAGUCGUCUACACUAGAGAUUGUGGCGGCGGUGAAGCUGCCACAACGGGUUCCCGGUGGCUUCCAUGGCCUCUUCGUCUCGGAAUCUCACCUCCAUAAAAUGUGAAAUACAUAAAGUAGUCUUGGCUUUCAGAUACCUCUUCAUUUUUCAUUAGUUUUUUUUUUCACAUUUGUUCAAUUUUAAAUUCUUGUAUUCUAGUUUAAUUUUGUAACUAGUAUUGAUUAUUGUCAAUUAGGAUAGCAUUUAAUUAUUUUUAAUUGAUUUUUAAGGUUAAUUAUUCUGUAAUUAGGAAAUAUAAUUUUUUUCAGAUUCAAUUUCUGCUAUUAAAUUA